This is a messenger RNA of Malania oleifera, 691 nucleotides long. RefSeq lists its product as uncharacterized. The coding region runs from base 118 to 456 and encodes 112 amino acids. The record is from RefSeq and is a predicted model, not a curated record. The transcript has a single exon. NCBI's taxonomy places the organism in Eukaryota, Viridiplantae, Streptophyta, Magnoliopsida, Santalales, Ximeniaceae.
GCCGCAGCUGGCGCUAACCCGUCUCUGUAUUUGACCUAUUUAUUCUAGCCCCAACCUCUCCCUCUCUCUCUCAUCCCAUGAGCUCUGAAUCAUAAUUGAGAGCGAGAGAAGGCGAGGAUGGCCUCGGGAGCUGCAGACGGCCUGCUCAGGUGUGUAUUCGAGGGCUGCAUCUCCGGCGUCGACACCGCCGUCGACCGCCGCCCCUACCACCGCAACUGCGGUUGCGCCCUCCACAAGUCCCGCCGCGGCGCCAAAUGCCCGCACUCGCUUUCCCGCUCCCCCAACGUAUCCUACCCGAUCCGACGGGCCUGGAGCGAGGGUUGCCUCGCCCUCGCCGCUUCCGCCCACUCCUCGCCCUCUUCCUCCCCCGCCGCGCCGUUCGAGCUGCGUAAAUCUAAUUAUCCGGCGACUUUGGCUGACGACGAUGAGGAACCGGAUCGAUCCUGCGUUUCAUGAGGUUUAAUUUUAUGUUUUUUUCUACGAUCGGUAUCUAAGUCAAUGAGGUUGCAGUGAUUUUUUUUCAAAUUUUAAAUUAUGAUGUUGAUUGAAUGCUUUCCUGUUGAAUGAUGCAUUCUCAGUUUGGUCCAAUUGAUCAAAAAAACGGCUGUGGCUGGUCAAACUGGUUGUUGAUUUACAUAAGAUGAUGUAAAAUUUAAGAAGGAUAGGCAGAUCUGUUUUUGACUUUUGUACA